Molecule: messenger RNA, 876 nt
Organism: Talaromyces rugulosus
Lineage: Eukaryota; Fungi; Ascomycota; Eurotiomycetes; Eurotiales; Trichocomaceae
Exons: 3
Coding region: 1-876 (291 amino acids)
Cellular component (GO): membrane
Molecular function (GO): transferase activity, transferring alkyl or aryl (other than methyl) groups
Source: RefSeq, a predicted model, not a curated record
AUGGGAACUAUAUGGGCUGUUACUAGGCACGAGGCAAGCCUCUGCUGGGGUUUCAUGCAUCGUGAUGUCAGCAUGGGCAUGCUUCCUGUCCCAGCUUUUGCCACGGCCUCUUUACUAUAUCGCCACGCUACACUUUUCGAGAUGCUUACCACAAUUCCAAAAUCCUUCCUACUGGGCUUUCUCUUUCUAUACUCUUUCGUUGUUGGAAACCAGAUCUGUGGUGUGGAGGAGGAUCGCGUUAACAAACCUGACCGUCCUAUUGUGGCAGGUAUGUCCUCGCUCAACGCCGCCCGAGUACGCUGGGCCGUCUUGACAGCUCUUUACGUUGGCUACGGAUCCUAUUUGGAUGUUGGAAUCUGGACAUUCAUGUGGGUUGCUAUCUCCGUCGCCCACAACUUUUUGCGCCUGGGCGAUUUCGGCCCGACCAAGGAUCUGUGUGUAGGGAUUGGAUCCAUCGCCCAGCUGACUGCAGCCUGGACGAUUGGGGGCUCACCCCACGAAAUUGGCUGGACCUGGAUCAAGAUCAUUGCUAUCUACGUCGUCUUUCCCAUUUCCUUGCAAGACCUGCGCGAUGUGCCUGGCGAUGUGGCAACUGGACGGUAUACGACGCCGAUUCUCAUGGGAGACAUGCCCUGUCGAAUCUAUAUCUCCCUCGGUGUUUUAAUAUCGCAAUCCCUACUGAUCCGCUACUGCAUUUUGGAAUACCGCAUGGACGUGUCGACUGUCAUUCUUUCUAGUGUCCUCGCGCUUCUCGCCAUGACCAUUAUUUUCCGCCUCUUCGCCUUCCGUGACAUUAAGAGCGAUCGGAUCUCGUAUCGGUUAUAUACCCUCGUCUACUUGAUUCAGCCACUAUCUGCAUGUAUCACGCUGCGCUAA